Messenger RNA from Clarias gariepinus (North African catfish), 1635 nucleotides. It is a transcript of the gene gpn2, whose product is annotated as GPN-loop GTPase 2. The transcript has 5 exons. Gene Ontology annotation, cellular component: cytoplasm. Gene Ontology annotation, molecular function: GTPase activity. Bases 471 to 1415 code for a protein of 314 amino acids. The record is from RefSeq and is a predicted model, not a curated record. NCBI's taxonomy places the organism in Eukaryota, Metazoa, Chordata, Actinopteri, Siluriformes, Clariidae.
UGUGAUAUUGACUGUCUCUGUUUCUUCAUGUUGUCUAGUCAUUUUUUAAAUGCUUUAUUAUCGUUUUUAAUUUUUCUAAGUUAUCUUGCUAAUGUCUAAAGAUAUAUCUGUUCGGGUUUCAGCAGUUUUGCAGCACAUAUGCAUGUUAUGUUCUUUGUAACAGUGCUGGUUUGCUCUGUUCCUCAGUCCAUGCUGUUUUAAAAGGAGGAGAGUGUGUGCGUUGUUUCUAAUGAACAGUGGAGUGUACUGAGAGACAGCAUUCAUGUCUAUACCUUAAUGGUGUAAACUAUUUAACAGUGCUGUUAUAAACCGCAUACUUUCUGUUUUCCGCAUGUCAGAAAUGCACCACAAGCCUCACUAUCUUAUUACAGGUAUUAGUCAGGUGAGAGUUGAUGUGUUUGUGUGUUAGACCUCAUUAGUGUGUGUGUGUGUGUGUGUGUGUGUGUGUGUGUUUAAGAGCUACAGCUGUCAUGAGCUCGUCCACUGGAGCUCAGCAGCCCUGUCUGCGCUUCGGUCAGGUCGUUAUCGGACCACCUGGCUCAGGCAAAACGACUUACUGCCGAGGCAUGCAUGACUUCCUGAGUCAAGUCGGGCGCAAAGUAGUGGUGAUAAACCUGGAUCCUGCGAACGAGGGCCUGCCAUACCCAUGUGCAGUGGACAUUUCAGAACUGGUCACACUUGAAGAUGUGAUGGAGGGACUGAAACUGGGUCCCAAUGGUGGCCUUAUCUACUGCAUGGAGUAUUUGGAGGCCAAUCUGGACUGGCUAGAGGCUAAACUCAAGCAAUACCAUGACUGCUAUUUUCUUUUUGACUGCCCCGGUCAGGUCGAGCUUUUCACUCAUCACCGGUCAGUCCGAAAUAUAUUCGCCCAGCUGUCCAAGUGGAAUUUCAGAUUGACUGCAGUGCACCUGGUGGACUCUCAUUACUGUGCCGACCCUGCCAAGUUCAUUUCUGUCCUCUGCACUUCGCUGUCCACUAUGCUGCAAGUGGAACUGCCUCAUGUCAAUGUCCUCUCUAAGAUGGAUCUCAUUGAACAAUAUGGCAAACUGGCCUUCAAUCUUGAUUUCUACACUGAGGUUAUGGACCUGUCAUACCUGGUGGAGCAUUUAGCCACUGACCCAUUCUUUAAGAAGUUCCACCACCUGAAUGAGAAGUUGGCUGAAGUAAUUCAGGACUACAGCCUUGUGUCCUUUGUCCCUCUGAAUGUGCAGGACAAAGAGAGUAUGAUGCAGGUCCUUCGUGCAGUGGACAAGGCUAAUGGCUACUGCUUUGGUGACUUGGAGGAAAGAAAUCUUCAGGCUAUGAUGUCUGCUGCUGUUGGUGCAGAUUUUCAGUUUAACUUAACUCUUGGACUACAAGAGAGAUAUGUGGAAACCAACAAAAAAUCUUUGGAAGAAGAGGUCAUGGACUUGUAACUAUAAUAAAAGAUUUAUGUAAUGUCUUGAUAUUUACAGAACUUUUUUUCCUGACAAAGUUUUUAAAUUUUAAGAUGACAUGUAUUAUAGCAUUUAAACAUAAAUCUGAAGAUAUAAUGUGAACACCUGUCUUGGCAUUUUCAUGAGCACUGUAAUCUGUAGGCAGUAUUUUAGUUGUACACAUUUUUUUAUAUAUAUAAAUAAAAGACCUUUCUCCAUA